Molecule: messenger RNA, 2479 nt
Organism: Acomys russatus (golden spiny mouse)
Lineage: Eukaryota; Metazoa; Chordata; Mammalia; Rodentia; Muridae
Gene: Mfn1
Product: mitofusin 1
Exons: 18
Coding region: 102-2327 (741 amino acids)
Biological process (GO): mitochondrion localization; mitochondrial fusion
Cellular component (GO): mitochondrial outer membrane
Molecular function (GO): GTP binding; GTPase activity
Source: RefSeq, a predicted model, not a curated record
UCCUCUGGGCACCUCCCCUCUCUUGGGAGGAUGAGACAGCCCAGGGGCAGUGGCGGAGUCGUGGUUGGUGGGUGACCCGUCGGAGCCGGGACGGAGACAUAAUGGCAGAGACUGUAUCUCCACUGAAGCACUUCGUGCUGGCUAAGAAGGCCAUCACUGCCAUCUUUGGUCAGUUACUGGAGUUUGUCACCGAGGGUUCACAUUUUGUUGAAGCAACAUACAGGAAUCCAGAACUUGAUCGAAUAGCAACUGAAGAUGAUCUGGUGGAAAUACAGGGCUACAGAAACAAGCUUGCUGUCAUUGGGGAGGUGCUGUCCCGGAGACAUAUGAAAGUGGCAUUUUUUGGCAGGACGAGUAGUGGCAAGAGCUCUGUCAUCAAUGCAAUGCUGUGGGAUAAAGUUCUCCCGAGCGGGAUUGGCCACACAACCAACUGCUUCCUGAGUGUCGAGGGAACGGAUGGAGAUAAAGCCUACCUUAUGACCGAAGGCUCAGAUGAAAAGAAAAGUGUGAAGACAGUUAAUCAGCUGGCACAUGCCCUCCAUAUGGACAAAGACUUGAAAGCUGGCUGUCUCGUGCAUGUGUUUUGGCCCAAAGCUAAAUGUGCCCUCUUGAGAGAUGACCUGGUUUUAGUAGACAGCCCAGGAACAGAUGUCACCACAGAGCUGGACACCUGGAUUGAUAAGUUCUGCCUCGAUGCUGAUGUCUUUGUUUUGGUUGCAAACUCAGAAUCAACACUGAUGAACACGGAGAAACAUUUUUUCCAUAAGGUCAAUGAACGACUCUCAAAGCCAAACAUUUUCAUUCUGAACAAUCGCUGGGAUGCCUCUGCCUCAGAGCCGGAGUCCAUGGAGGAUGUGCGCAGACAGCACAUGGAAAGAUGCCUUCACUUUUUGGUAGAAGAGCUCAAAGUUGUGAGUCCUUUGGAAGCUCGGAAUCGGAUCUUUUUUGUUUCAGCCAAGGAAGUUCUCAACUCCAGGAAGCAUAAAGCCCAGGGGAUGCCAGAAGGCGGUGGGGCACUUGCAGAAGGAUUUCAGGCAAGAUUACAGGAGUUUCAGAAUUUUGAACAAACUUUUGAGGAGUGUAUCUCGCAGUCAGCAGUGAAAACAAAGUUUGAACAGCACACUAUCAGAGCUAAACAGAUACUAGACACUGUGAAAAACAUACUGGACUCAGUAAACGUGGCAGCAGCAGAGAAGAGGGUUUAUUCAAUGGAAGAGAGGGAAGACCAAAUCGAUAGACUGGACUUUAUCCGAAACCAGAUGAACCUUUUAACACUGGAUGUUAAGAAGAAAAUCAAGGAGGUCACCGAGGAGGUAGCGAACAAGGUUUCUUGUGCAAUGACAGAUGAAAUUUGUCGACUGUCUGUUUUGGUUGAUGAGUUUUGUUCUGAGUUUCAUCCUACCCCCAGUGUGCUGAAAGUAUAUAAGAGUGAAUUAAAUAAGCACAUAGAAGAUGGUAUGGGAAGAAAUUUGGCUGAUCGGUGCACCAAUGAAGUCAAUGCCUCCAUGCUUCAAUCUCAACAGGAAAUUAUUGAAAACUUGAAGCCCUUACUUCCAGCUGGCAUACAGAAUAACCUUCAUACACUAAUCCCUUGCAAAAAGUUUGAUCUCAGCUAUGAUCUCAACUGCCACAAGCUGUGCUCGGACUUUCAAGAGGACAUUGUGUUUCGAUUUUCCCUGGGCUGGGCUUCCCUUGUGCAUCGAUUCCUGGGCUCCACGAAUGCGCAGAGGGUGCUGCUCGGGCUGUCAGAGCCUGUCUUUCAGCUCCCUAGAUCUCUAGCUUCAACUCCUACUGCUCCUCCUAACCCAGCAACACCAGACAAUGCAGCCCAAGAAGAGCUCAUGAUCACCUUGAUCACAGGACUGGCGUCGCUCACAUCCAGGACCUCCAUGGGCAUCAUAGUUGUUGGGGGAGUGAUUUGGAAAACGGUGGGCUGGAAACUCAUCUCUGUUUCCUUGAGUAUGUAUGGAGCUUUGUACCUCUACGAAAGGCUGACCUGGACCACCCGUGCAAAGGAGAGAGCAUUCAAGCAGCAGUUUGUAAACUAUGCAACUGAAAAGCUGCAGAUGAUUGUGAGCUUCACAAGUGCAAACUGCAGUCACCAAGUACAGCAAGAAAUGGCUACCACUUUUGCUCGACUGUGCCAACAAGUCGAUGUGACUCAAAAACACCUGGAAGAGGAAAUUGCUAGAUUGUCCAAAGAAAUAGAUCAACUGGAGAAAAUACAAAACAACUCAAAGCUUUUAAGAAAUAAAGCCGUUCAACUUGAAAGUGAGCUGGAGAAUUUUUCGAAGCAGUUUCUACAUUCGAGCAAUGAAGAAUCCUAACCACAGGCUGCUGUGAUGACGGCACUGUAGGAGGAAGCGGACGUGGAACAUGGGGAGAGUUAUUUUUAUCAAAUCACCUCAGUACGAAUUACUAACUCUGAGUGUCACUGCCUUGCAGAGAUUGUGGUAAUGAGCUGUCUGGGGUUGCCCUU